CCGAGAGCCGCUGUCCCGGGCCUGGCCCGUGUGCGUCCGCCUGCUGGAGCGGGGCAGCGCGGGCCCACUGGGCACGGGACUGAGUGAGUGCACUGACCUCGGCCCGGGAGUCUGAGGAUCCCGGGCACCUCCGCGCCCCCUGGGGGGCCUGCGGGUCGCACGUUUUCCCUCCGGAGCUUCCGUGGCUCGGACUCCUCCUCGGCGGGGCGAGGCCAGGUGCCACCGCUUCGCACCUCGUCUCCCUCGCGCUUCCUCCGCCACCCCGGCGGAGCCCGUGCGCCCCUUCCCGCGUCGGCCGGCUGCGGAGCCGACUGCGGCCCCGCGGCCACCCUGUCCUAACUCUCCGGAAGCGGCCGGAGUGGAGGCCGCCGCCGCCCAAGCCCGGCCCGACCCACACCGUGGGACCCUCUUUGCGCCCAAACUUGGGAGCACUUGACCUUUGGCUGUCGGAGGAGGCAGGCCCGCAGGUGGCUGGACAGCUGCGGCGCGGCGAGGGCAGCUUGCCUAGGAACUGUGGGCUGCGCUCCCGGGGCUCCUGGCUUUGCCUCCGGGAUCCCAAGGUGUCCACACCAGGCGCAUGGUGACUGAGACCGACGGUCAUGGAGGUGUGCGCCCGUCUUGCCCUGUGGCUUCUCUGGGGGCUCCUCCUGCACCAGGGCCAGAGCCUCAGCCACAGCCACAGCGAGAAGGCGGCAGGAGCCGGUUCCGGGGCGACUAACGAGGAGUCCACUGCAGCAGAAUUUUGCCGGAUUGACAAGCCCCUGUGUGACAGUGAGGAUGAGAAGCUAAGCUUUGAAGCAGUCCGCAACAUCCACAAGCUGAUGGAUGAUGAUGCCAAUGGUGAUGUGGAUGUGGAAGAAAGUGAUGAGUUCCUAAGGGAAGACCUCAAUUACCAUGACCCAACAGUGAAGCACAGCACCUUCCAUGGUGAGGAUAAGCUCAUCAGUGUGGAGGACCUGUGGAAGGCUUGGAAGUCCUCAGAAGUGUACAAUUGGACAGUGGAUGAGGUGGUGCAAUGGUUGAUCACAUAUGUGGAGCUGCCUCAAUAUGAGGAGACCUUCCGGAAGCUGCAACUUAGUGGUCAUGCCAUGCCAAGGCUAGCUGUAACCAAUACCACCAUGACAGGGACUGUGCUGAAGAUGACAGAUCGGAGUCACCGGCAGAAGCUGCAGCUAAAGGCCUUGGACACAGUGCUGUUUGGACCUCCUCUUUUGACCCGCCAUAAUCAUCUCAAGGACUUCAUGCUGGUAGUGUCUAUUGUUAUUGGUGUGGGCGGCUGCUGGUUUGCCUAUAUCCAGAACCGUUACUCCAAGGAGCACAUGAAGAAGAUGAUGAAGGAUUUGGAAGGCUUACACCGAGCUGAGCAGAGCCUACAUGACCUUCAGGAAAGGCUGCACAAGGCCCAGGAAGAGCACCGCACAGUAGAGGUGGAAAAGGUCCAUCUGGAAAAGAAGCUGCGUGAUGAGAUCAACCUUGCCAAGCAGGAAGCCCAGCGGCUGAAGGAGCUGCGGGAAGGUACAGAGAAUGAGCGGAGCCGCCAAAAAUAUGCUGAGGAAGAGUUGGAGCAGGUUCGGGAGGCCUUGAGGAAAGCAGAGAAGGAGCUGGAAUCACACAGCUCAUGGUAUGCUCCAGAGGCCCUUCAGAAAUGGCUGCAGCUGACACAUGAGGUGGAGGUUCAGUACUACAAUAUCAAGAAGCAAAAUGCUGAGAAGCAGCUGCUUGUGGCCAAAGAGGGGGCUGAGAAGAUAAAAAAGAAGAGAAACACACUCUUUGGCACCUUCCAUGUGGCCCACAGCUCUUCCUUGGAUGAUGUGGAUCAUAAAAUCCUAACAGCUAAGCAAGCACUGAGUGAGGUGACAGCAGCACUGAGGGAGCGCCUGCACCGCUGGCAGCAGAUUGAGAUCCUCUGUGGCUUCCAGAUUGUCAACAAUCCUGGCAUCCACUCUCUGGUAGCUGCCCUCAACAUAGACCCCAGCUGGAUGGGCAGUACACGCCCCAACCCUGCCCACUUCAUCAUGACUGACGAUGUGGAUGAUAUGGAUGAAGAGAUUGUAUCACCUUUGUCCAUGCAGUCUCCCAGCCUGCAAAGCAGUGUUCGGCAGCGCCUGACAGAGACACAGCACGGCCUGGGAUCUCAGAGGGAUUUGACCCAUUCCGAUUCGGAGUCCUCCCUCCACAUGAGUGACCGCCAGCGUGUGGCCCCCAAGCCUCCUCAGAUGGGCCGUGCUGCAGAUGAGGCUCUCAAUGCCACGACUUCCAAUGGCAGCCAGCGGCUGACUGAGGGGGUCCAUCCAGGAUCUCUGGUAGAGAAAGUGCCUGACAGCCCCGCUGUGGCCAAGAAAGCAUUACUGGCACUGAACCAUGGGCUGGACAAAGCCCACAGCCUGAUGGAGCUGAGCCCCUCAGCUCCACCUGGUGGCUCCCCACCUUUGGAUUCCUCCCGUUCUCAUAGCCCCAGUUCCCCAGACCCAGACACACCAUCUCCAGUUGGGGACAGCAGAGCCCUGCAGGCCAACCGAAACACACGCAUUCCUCACUUGGCUGGCAAGAAGGCCAUGGCUGAGGAGGAUAAUGGUUCUAUUGGUGAGGAGACUGACUCCAGCCCAGGCAGGAAGAAGUUAACCCUCAAAAUCUUUAAGAAGCCUCUUAAGAAGUAGACAAAUAGGGGUGACAGUGGUGAGACAGCUUUUCCUUCCCUGGGUCUUCUGCCUCCCUGUCCUUCCCUUUGUUCAAGAUAUCUGGCCCCUAGACCAGACUAGAGGGCUGGCCCAGAGGCUUGGGCACUGUACAUACCCACCUCCCUCACCCUUGGGUCCUUCAUCAUUAUUUAUUAACUGACCACCAUGGCCUGCUUGCCCUGCUUCCCUCUCAACCACGGGCUGCUGCUGCCACUCCCUCUCCACUUCAGUGCAUGUCUUAGUUGCUGUUCCCUCAACUUCCAGCUCCACCUCUGGGGUGCAGCUUCUGUCUCUGCUGUCCCAGUUUGAGGUUUGAUUUUUCUUUUGUUUGUUUUGUUUCUGUCUCCUGAUUUUAUGCUCCUCCCUCCCACCACUCCCCAACUUCCUGUAGCAAUUGUGGGGAAAAAGGAGGAGUAACUUCUGACACCUGCUUAUACCUCAGAUAUGUUCAUCCCACCUGCAAUCAUUCUGUUUGCCACAGAUGGGCCAAAGGUUUACUCUUAGGAGUUUGUUCUUUGGGAAUGUAGUGGGCUGGAGAGAACCUCAUCCUGGCCUCCAGUAGUUUGGGGGGGGGGCGGGAAGGUGGAUAGUGAAACCAAUUUCCAGGAACAAGCCACCAGAGCUUAAAGUGAGGCUAGGUUUGGGAUGGAUUGGGAGAGACCUCGCUUAGAGGAUAAAUGGAUGCCAAAGCUGUGGCCUAUAAGGCCCUCACCUCUCCUCUCUUAUCCUGCCCACACCUGCCUUUUUCUUGCCCCUUUUACUCCAUACUGCAGGAGCAUUAGUCUCUAUGAGGUGCUGCCCCAAAGCAACCCAAAGCAUCAAUACUCCUGGAGCUCAGGACAAUUGGCUCCCCUGGCUGUGUGAGCCACCAGUCAUGACUCAGGGCUCUUGUGAAACCCUGGAGUCGUUUGGCAAGAAUGUUGUUGUAUUUGAACCAAAAGAUACAAGUUUAAACGUGAACAAAAGGAAAUCUCCUGAAUUUCCCAAGUGCCUGCACAGUGUACUCCCCUUGUCAGAUUCCCCUGAUUUUCGUGUACACGUAGUCUGGGCCAGAGGCUCAAAAAGGACACAACUGGUUUGGAAAAGAGGUGGUGAAGGAAGAUGGUAUAUAUGAAAGCUGCUGUAUGACCACUUCCCUCUACCCUUCUCAUCUUCUAGACAACUCUCUCCUUUACCUAUUUUUGCUAUGGCUGUAAAGGUAUUUUUCCUCUGCCCCACUCUGCCAUGCUGAACCCUAUUGUGGGUACAACUGGGACUGGUCUUAGGAGGGUGCCAGGCUUCAGACUGCCUUGUGCCCACUGGACACCCUCACUUGGGUUUUUCCGUGUUAUUUCAUAAGACUCUUUGAAGUCCAAUAAAGCAUGUAGGAGAUUUUA
Dipodomys spectabilis (banner-tailed kangaroo rat) is the source of this 4054-nucleotide messenger RNA. RefSeq names its product stromal interaction molecule 1 (gene Stim1). The coding region runs from base 600 to 2657 and encodes 685 amino acids. NCBI's taxonomy places the organism in Eukaryota, Metazoa, Chordata, Mammalia, Rodentia, Heteromyidae. Gene Ontology annotation, biological process: activation of store-operated calcium channel activity; store-operated calcium entry; intracellular calcium ion homeostasis. Gene Ontology annotation, cellular component: plasma membrane; endoplasmic reticulum. The transcript is spliced from 12 exons. The record is from RefSeq and is a predicted model, not a curated record. Gene Ontology annotation, molecular function: calcium channel regulator activity; calcium ion binding; protein binding.